AUGAAGUCAUUCACUCUUUCUGCCCUGAGCACCCUCUUCGCCGGCCUGGCUCUAGCCCAUCCGGUCGACCUCUCCAGGCGCACAGCGGGCCUCUCUGAUGUGGACGUUACGAUUCUCCAAUUUGCUCUGACACUCGAGCACCUUGAAAACACCUUCUACCAAACGGCCUUCAACACAUUCACCUUGCAACACUUUGUUGACGCUGGCUUCAGUGAGGACUUCUUCCUUAAUCUCCAGUUCAUCGCAGCAGACGAGUCCGCCCACGUCGUUCUGCUACAGACAGCUAUUCAGGGAGCUGGCGUCGUGCCGGUUAAGCCAUGCCAGUAUAACUUCCCCGUCACCGACGUGGCUAGCUUUGUUGCAUUGUCCGCCAUUCUCGAGAGUGUCGGCACCAGUGCAUACCUUGGCGCCGCCCCAUUUGUCGGUUCAAAGGACAUUCUUGGUGUUGCUGCCAGUAUCAUGGUCACCGAGGCACUACACACAUCACUGCAGAGGUCGUCAGUGGGUGCCAUUGGCGCUCCCGACCCAUUCGGAACACCUCUCGAUGCCAACUCGGUUUUUACUCUUGCCGCCCAGUUUAUCACCUCGUGUCCUCCAGAAAACCCACCUCUGCCUUUCACUGCUUUCCCUGGCUUGAAGGUUGAUGCGCAGUCGUGCUUAGCUGAGAACACCGCUGCUCAAGCGGCCGCGUCCGCGACAGCAAGCAACACGACCUCUACUGGCACUACCGCUGCUACCUCAGACUCCAGCAGCACGGCCACAACUGCUGCAACAUCCGCGGGUGCCGCCGCCGUAGCAACCACAGCUUCCACCGCUGCAUCAGCCACCACCGAGUCUACUUCUACUGGCGCCAGUGCAACUCAAACAGCCGCGGCACAGCGCAUGCGAGCCCGUACGAAUCAGUCAUCGGCGGUCUCCUGCGAUGCUCCCUCGGCCGGCUCAGCUCUCAAACUGGUGCCCGACUUCAGCACAUCGAAAAAAGACCUAAGCCAGGUGAGCCAAGUCUUUGUGACGUUCAUCGCCGGUCUGAAUGUUGUCUCCGUCGGUGCCCAGCUUUCGCAGUCGGGAAUGACUGCCGCCAUUCCCAACAAUAUUGGGGGCCAAGUGUUUGUAUUCAUUACAGCCAUCGAUGUUAGUGGCAAAAAACUGAGCGACUCGGAUGUUUUAUUCGGUCCGGCGAUCAUGGAAGCUCAAGCUGGCUUUUAUUUUGUGGUUCUGUAG
This is a messenger RNA of Exophiala dermatitidis NIH/UT8656, 1221 nucleotides long. RefSeq lists its product as uncharacterized. The coding region runs from base 1 to 1221 and encodes 406 amino acids. Lineage: Eukaryota; Fungi; Ascomycota; Eurotiomycetes; Chaetothyriales; Herpotrichiellaceae. The record is from RefSeq and is a predicted model, not a curated record. The transcript is spliced from 4 exons.